CUCGCCAUGACCGGACGGCGGGUGCAGCGUCGUGGGUGGUCUCAACACAAAAUGCGUGUGGUCCAGGCGCAAAGGCUUUGUUCGCAAGUGAAACAUUCUACAAGAAAACAAGCCUUGAGAGAAUAUUUGAACAACUUUUACAGAAAUUUAGAGAGUUAUGCUGAAAAUGUCGAAGAACUUACUAAGAAACAUUUAUAUCACCUCUUUGUUUUUGUUGUACCUGCCAAUGCACUUGGUGGGUACGCCCAAUCCGUCUAUACCGUCAGCAGUUUCCACAAAUGUAUCGGGGCAACUCAUUAAUACAAAUUUUGAAGCAAUUACGACUGAACCCGUCAGACAACCUUUAGGACAAACAAAGGGUAGAUAUCUGUCUGUUGAAGAUGGCAAAGGACUUCACUGUAGAAAACGUGCCAAGUGCGAGAAACUUAAUAAUAAUUCCUGUUUUGGCGUAAAGUUGCCUUAUUCAUCAACAACUCUGGAUCUGGUGGAUGACGUAACAUCUCAGGAGCAAGUGUUGGAAAAACUUUCAGCAUUGUCGGAGGGGCUGCGACAAAUACCAAAGUGCUGGGCUAUAAUUCAGCCGUUAUUGUGUUCUCUUUACAUGCCAAGAUGUGAAGAUGAAAUGGUUGAUUUACCUUCUCAGGAAAUGUGCAACAUGACAAUUUGGCCAUGUCGGACUCUCUUGCAAACCAAUAAUUGGCCUUCAUUUCCUAAAUGUGAAAACACAACUGUAUUCCCGCCAAAAUGCAGGAAUGACGUGAGGGAGUUGAAGUUUAACACCACUGGACAGUGCCAGACCCCUUUGGUCCAGACUGACAACUCCUUUGCAUUUUAUGAAGGCAUUGAAGGCUGUGGCAUCCAGUGCCAGAAUCCUUUGUUCACCAACCACGAGCAGCAGCAGUUAUACAAUGUCAUUGCGUAUGGAGGAUCUAUCUGCUUGGCUAUGAAUCUCUUCACUGCUAUAACCUUUUUGAUUGACUGGAGAUCUGCUAAUAAAUAUCCACCUUUAAUUAUAUUUUACAUUAAUUGCUGCUUUGCUGUCUCUUGUAUUGGUUGGUUAGCCCAGUUUAUGCCAAAUGCUAGGCAAGACAUAGUGUGUCGCAAAGAUGGAACACUCCGAAUGGCUGAACCAAGUGCUGUAGAAAAUUUGUCAUGUGUUAUAAUUUUUGUGUUGGUUUAUUACCCAAUAAUUGCUGCCCUGGUGUGGUUUGUAAUUCUUACUUAUGCUUGGCACAUAAGCUUUCAAUCUGUAGGGAAACUGAAUGACAGCAUUGAUAAAAAAGGAGUCUAUUUUCAUAUGGCAUCAUGGUCCAUUCCGUUAAUUUUGACAAUUACAACAAUGGCUCUUGGUGAAAUUGACGGCAGCAGUGUUGCAGGCAUUUGUUUUGUUGGCUACAUAAAUCAUGCUUAUCGUGUUGGAUUCUUAUGGGGACCAAUUCUAAUAGCUGUUCUUAUUAGUGGAUAUUUUAUUUUUAAAGUACUGUAUACUUUGAUAAUGCUGAAAAUAAGCAGCCAAGACAUAGUAUCAGAGCUUGCGACAUCAAAAAUUCAAAAAACAAUUGUGAGAAUUGCAGUAUUUUCAUUAUUUAUGUUGGUGCUGGGAAUUACAAGCUUCAUUUGCCACGUGUAUGAAUUUCUGAAUCACAGGCAGUGGAAAGACAGCUUCAGGAAACUUAUUAUAUGUAAGGUUACUGCAAGCAGUGGAUUGAGCAGCACGCAUAUGGACCCACGUCAGUGCCGGUUGGAUGCGAGACCUAGUGUAUCCGUGUUUCAACUGCACCUUCUUGUGUUCUUUUGUGCUGGUAUUGUUAUGUCUUCCUGGGUAUGGACAGGAUCGACUUUGCGAACAUGGAGGAGGUUUUUGAGGAGAAACAUAUGUAGCCAGAAGGAGGAGCCUGUUCGAAUGAAAAAACACAAAGCAAUCGCUCAGGCCUUUGCCAACUGGAAGACUUUUAAUAAUGAUGGACGACUCUCUAUUAGUUUUCAUAGUUCUCACGAAGAUCCUGUAGGGCUGAAUUUGGAUGUAAACAGCAUUGCGUCCUUAGAUUUCAGUUCCACCUGGGCUGCAGCUCUCCCCACUUUGAUGACUCGAAGAGGAGCUCUCAUUGGAGGAUCCGCCACCAGCACGAACACCUCCGCCUCCAGCCACCACGGCAACUCAUUGACUCAGAAUUAGUACCCGCAUUUUUCGACGGAAACUAAGAUUCUCAUCUCGGCGCACAUCAAUAGAUUCUCAAGUGUCAGUAAAGAUAUCAGCAGUGACGUCUACAAGGUCCGGAUGGCGGAAUAAGCCAAAGCGCCGCCGGAAGGAUUCUGGAAGGAAAUAUUGUUCACUCGUUAUGCCAUUCUCGCGGACCGAGAGCUCAACAUCUCAGGACAGUCAUUUUGGCCAGAUUUCCAACGCGUUGCCUUUCAACAUGCCACUUUUUCCAUCUCUGACACCCAGCAUACCAAAUAUACCCAACUUGUCACGUAGAACUGGAAUAACUGGUACAAAUGGAUUAAAUUUUCCUGUACCUUUUAUGUUUCCUGGCCACAGCUUAGACCUUAGUGAUGAUAGUAAUAAUGAAGCUCAAAAACCUGCUCAAGAGAUGACUGAAUUAAAGCAAAUAACCCACCAUCAUGAACCCAAAAAUAAAGACAAAGAAGAAGAAGAAGAAAUAGCUGCUGAGCCAAAAGAAGACGACUGCUUUUUACCAGAAGUUAUUCAGCUACCUGUGGAGAAAGAAACCUCACAGAAGAGUAUCCCUUCAGUCCGGAAUGAUAGUGGAUACAAAACAGGUGGUCAGGUGCGUGAAGGCAGUAGGAAAAGCAAAACUAGUGAAAAAAGCCAAAGUAGAAAUAGUGCUGAACAUAGAAGCAGCAAGCAAGCUAUCCAGAGGCCUGAGAACUCUGAGGAAAAGCUUAGUAGGAAUGCUGAAAGUGAAGGUAGAAGAAGUGGCCAUAAGCGAAAACUUGAAGAAAUUCAAAAUUACCAGUCAGAAGAUUCUGAAAUUGAAGAAGAUAAUAAGUGUACAAAAGAAUGCUCUCUACAAUGUUCCAAGGAUUUCUCUGUGGAUAUUACAGCCUUGUCAGAAUCAUCGUCAUUUUGCCCUGAACUCAUGCGACUAAUGGGCGCCAAUUCAGGGGCGUCAGUGUUUACUCAUCACACUCUCGGUGGCGGUCGAGUUCGUACCGUAGGAGUUGGGCCCCACUUUGAAUGUAGCGAUGUUGCAGUACAGGUUAGUCCGCAAGAAAUAGCGACCCAGACUUCAGCAAGCUUAGAAGAUCUAGAGGCAGAAGAACUCCUCACACAACCCAAAGCUCCACAAUUUGUAAGCCAAGGAGUGCAGGUUUCACCAUCACUUUUAGCACCAUCGAACCUUGAAAGACCAUUCAUGUAUAGUGCAGCACCUUACAACGAGAAAUUAAAUGUGCCUGGCUUUGAUUACCAGUACACCUUACAGAAACUGGUUGAGGAAUUGACCGAAGGGCAUGGUCGUUUGAAUUUUGUUCCAGUGCAAACCCAACAACGAAAUGCAGCUUUGAAACGAAAUGGUUACAGAAGUAGGAGUGCGGAAGACAAAAUAGAAGGAUAUUUUGUACCUGCAUAGUGAUGUAAAUUGUGUAAGACAAGAGUAAAAUUGUAUAUAUGUGAUUUUAUUAUUCGGUGCCAUCUUUUAUAGAAUUUAUACAGCAUUUAUUAUAAGGCAAUUCAAAUUGUGUUGUCAGCGACCAAAAAGAUUUUACCUAAGGCAGCUAAAUGUUUUUGGCAGCACCACACUUUCGUAACUUCAAUACUCUUUUAAGACUGAGUUCAUACAUCUUUGAUGUAGUGAGGUUACAAUGCCUUUAAAACGUAUAUUAUCUUUUAAGAUAUGCAUUUUGUGUAUAUAUUUUUGUGUAUCAAACAGAAUCAAGUACCUUAUACUUUAUAAAAUAGACUCAUAAAUGUAGUUUGUACAAAAGAAUAUGUGUAUCUUGUAUUGAAAUAUUUUUUACAGUAUUUAUGACUACUUAAAUGGGUGAGCAACUGUUAAAAAAUUGCCUUGCUGUGCAUCCUGCCAAGUUUUUAAAUACUCUUUUUAAUUAGCUUUGACAUGCAUCUGUCAUUUUAAUUUAUUGGGUUCAAUUGUGAAUGAGUUAUUUGCCUUUUUAAAUAUGCCUGUGAGAUUUUUUCUUUGUUUCCCUAUUUUUCAGGCCAACUUUUAUUUUUUAUAUGUAUUUAUUGACUUAUUUUUCAUAUUCUAUUUGCACUCUCAUCACAUUAUCUGUUGCAAAGUUGUUGCUCUUUAUUGAAUCUCAUGAGGAUAAACAAAAGAAGUGGUAAUUUCUAAUUGGAGUGUGUGUUGUUUUCAAGUUUAAUGUUUUAAUACUUAACUUCAAUACAUUUGAAGUUUACAAUUUGACCUCAUUUCUCUCCAUUUAUGAAACAGUGAAUCAAAUAUUUCUUAUUUCAUGUAUGAAAAAUAAUCCGAAGUAUACUCAAAAGUGAUUGUGGUACUUACACAAUCCUAUUUAUUCAAUCCGAAAUAUAUCAGCUAUGAGGAAACACUACAAAUCAUUCGCAAUAAUUUGCAAAUCAGUGUCAGGUAAUAUAAUAACACUGACAAAUAAUACCAUCCAGACUUUUUCAUGUAUACUUCUUUGACCCUCUGUUAAUUGGCUUUAGUGUCCAUACUUUAUUUUAUACAUGAAGUGAACUUUUCAUUUGAGGGACGGGACGGGACGGGACGAACGUUUUCUGAAUUUGAUUAUUUGCAAGAACAGUUGUACUUUAGAGUGUAGUUUAAUGCUGUAAUCUAGAAUGUAUGGCAAGUUAUCUAAGGUAGCUAUUCCAUUAUAUAAAGUGGAAUUUGGUAGAAUAAUAAUUUCUGAAGAGAACUUCUUGCAAAAUUGUAUAAGUAAAUUGUGCUACUUUCUGUCUUUGACUGAAAAAUGAAUGUAAA
Messenger RNA from Gryllus bimaculatus (two-spotted cricket), 4928 nucleotides. The record is from the annotation of a GenBank genome assembly. NCBI's taxonomy places the organism in Eukaryota, Metazoa, Arthropoda, Insecta, Orthoptera, Gryllidae.